Messenger RNA from Peniophora sp. CBMAI 1063, 642 nucleotides. The record is from the annotation of a GenBank genome assembly. Lineage: Eukaryota; Fungi; Basidiomycota; Agaricomycetes; Russulales; Peniophoraceae.
AUGCAACGCAUACAGUCCGCGCCGGUUCUGGGUUCCCCCGCCUCCAGCUUCGCUCAGGCAAUUCGCGCACCCAUGAAGCGCACGAAAACUAGCGUAGACUUUCUCGUCACUACAAAGCUUGCUCCCUCCUCGCCUGCGCUUCGUCGCACACCCACAUCGUCCCGACUAGAUCGUGAAGACGCGUUCUCUUUAGGCGGAUUUUUCCCCAGCUCGUCACGCGAGCAAGAGCAGGAGUUUGACUGGGUCCGUUAUGGCGUCGAGGGCGAAGACAGCGCGGAUCCAUCCCGGUCGGAAAUUGUCGACGAGGACGAGGACGUCGACCGUACAGGGCUUGAUGCCGUGAUUCGUGCAGAGGAUAAACUUGGCGUGCUUUCUGUCUUCCUCGUUCCCACCGCCCAUCCAUCAUACAGCGCUCGCAUCCAUGACGCGGAUGACGAGCGGCUAUAUUCUCCGUACUCGGACGAAUCAUGCAACGAAGAGUCGCUGCACCUGGCUUUUGCCCAGCGCUCGCGUUCGCGCAGCAGGUUGGAAGACGCGAAGGACGUCGCUCCCGGAUCGCUCUUCCUCGAUCCGUCGGACGGGGUCGGCAUCAGGGAUGGUGGACAUGGAUGGGGUUUGUCGGCGUUGGCGGGUGUAUUUUGA